AUGAAUGAGAAUCCUCCCAAGCCGAUGGCCACAGCGGCCACAACAGGUGUAAGUGCCGCAGGUGCUACGGCUUCACCACCACCACCAGCACCACCGGUAGUCGCCAGCGGCGGUGUCAGCGGCGUGGAGGACGGGGCCGCGGCCGAAGGAACCGGAGCUAACAAUCAACCGAAACGAACACCACGGCGACCGGGAAAAGUGCAGCCGGAGCGUCCGAAGCGCGUCUUCUACUGCCUGACGGAUAAGAAUCCGUUGCGAGUUGUGUGCACCAAAGUGGUCGAGUGGAAGCCAUUUGAAUAUUUGAUAUUGCUAACGAUAUUUGCCAACUGUGUUGCACUGGCAACUUAUACUCCAUUUCCAAAUGGCGACUCAAACGCUACCAAUGCUAUGUUGGAAAAGGUAGAGCAUGUAUUUCUUGUCAUAUUUACACUGGAAUGUGUGAUAAAGGUGAUUGCUAAUGGAUUUAUUAUGCAUCCCGGAGCCUACCUUCGGAGUCGAUGGAAUAUGUUGGAUUUCACAAUAGUUUUAAUUGGCAUGAUCAGUACGACGCUGUCCAGCAUUAUGAAGGACGGAUUCGAUGUGAAGGCUCUUCGCGCAUUCAGAGUUUUACGUCCUUUGCGAUUGGUUUCGGGAGUUCCGAGCUUACAGGUGGUUCUCAAUUCUAUCCUCCGGGCCAUGGUCCCACUGUUACACAUCGCACUCCUGGUACUGUUUGUGAUCAUUAUCUACGCCAUCGUUGGCCUCGAAUUGUUUUCAGGAAAAAUGCAUAAAACAUGCUUCCACAACAUUACUGGAGACAUGAUGGAAGACCCAACACCAUGCGGGGAAGGUGGCUAUCAAUGUAACACUGUUGGUCCACAAUGGGUCUGCCGUUACUACUGGGAAGGGCCAAACUUUGGUAUCACCAACUUUGAUAAUUUUGGCCUUUCGAUGCUUACCGUGUUUCAAUGCAUUACGCUGGAAGGAUGGACGGAUAUGUUGUAUUACAUUGAAGACGCCAUGGGCAGCAAUUGGCAAUGGAUUUACUUCGUCUCCAUGGUCAUCCUGGGAGCGUUCUUUGUAAUGAAUCUUAUUCUCGGUGUGCUAAGCGGUGAGUUUUCCAAGGAGCGCACGAAGGCAAAAAGCCGGGGAGAUUUCCAGAAGCUUCGCGAGAAGCAACGCAUCGAGGAAGACCUUAAGGGCUACCUGGACUGGAUCACGCAAGCAGAGGAUAUUGAAGCGUAUCAGGAUCCCCCAUCGACGGGGAAACUGAUGCCGGACGCGAUGCUGAAGGCGGUCGGCACCGUCGACGGGUCCGAAUGUGUAGGUAUUGGCAUUAUUCCUAACUCCGACUCCGCCGAAGCCAAAGCUAGCCCCGACAAGGGUUUGGACUACAUGCAGUCACGCUCGGAGUCGUGGUACAAUCGGCGGGUGAGAGCCUGGGACCGGUUGAACCGUAAGAUGCGUCGCUCCUGUCGCAAGGCGGUUAAGUCCCAAGCGUUCUACUGGUUGAUAAUCAUUCUGGUGUUUCUCAACACUGGCGUGCUGGCCACGGAGCAUUACCACCAACCGCAGUGGUUGGAUGAUUUCCAAGAGUACACCAACAUGUUCUUUGUGGCCCUCUUUUCGCUGGAAAUGUUCCUCAAAAUGUACAGUCUGGGCUUGCAGGGAUACUUCGUGUCGCUGUUCAAUCGAUUCGAUUGCUUCGUGGUCAUCGGCAGCGUGAUCGAGGUGUUGCUGACCAACACACAAAUGAUGCCUCCAUUGGGUAUCUCUGUGCUGCGUUGUGUUCGCUUGUUGCGCGUCUUCAAAGUCACAAAAUACUGGCAGUCUUUGUCAAAUCUCGUAGCGUCGCUGUUAAAUUCCAUACAAUCGAUUGCCUCCCUGUUGCUUCUGCUCUUUCUGUUCAUCGUGAUAUUUGCUCUCCUGGGAAUGCAAGUAUUCGGUGGACGGUUUAUUUUCAACUCCAUGGACAACAAACCACGGUCCAAUUUUGAUAGUUUUGUGCAGAGUCUUCUCACUGUGUUUCAGAUACUUACCGGCGAAGAUUGGAACGCUGUUAUGUAUGAUGGAAUUCAAGCAUACGGUGGAGUCGCCUCGUUUGGAAUUUUAGCGAGCAUUUAUUUUAUUAUUUUGUUCAUUUGUGGUAACUACAUACUGCUAAAUGUGUUCUUAGCCAUUGCGGUCGACAACCUGGCUGAUGCCGAAUCGCUUACUGCCGUCGAGAAAGAGGAUGAUGCCGACACGGAGUUGGAAAAUUUGGCCGAUAAACCGGACAGCGAAGCGGCUAACGAAGACAACGAGAAUGAAGAGGAGAUUUCGUCAGAGGACGACGGCGGCCAGGCAACCAACGACGAGGAUGUUGAAGACAGGCGAGCUCACAGUCCUUGGUUGAACAAAUUCGAUGAACAAAACGUGGAAAAGACUAGUAAAAAUACUUUUGCCGCGAAAUCUGCCACCAAAGCAAAGAACACUAAAACUGCAUCAGCCGCGUUUGAAGAGACGAAAAAAACGCGCAUCAGUAGAGUAGUGAUCCAAGAGCCAUACGAAUCUAUCGAAAUACCAAACGAUCGCGCUUCCGUCCACACGACAUACGCCAAACGAUUGUCCGAGGCUGUCGUAUCCAGUAGUCCCAUACCUAUAUCGGAUGAAAAGUCACUUUUUCUUCUGAAGCCUACAAACAGAUUCCGCAAGUUCUGUCACUGGCUCUGCAACCAUACCGUGUUCGGAAACAUUAUCCUGCUAUGCAUUAUGCUGUCCUCGGUAAUGCUGGCCGCCGAAGACCCGUUGAACGCAAAUUCGGAACGAAAUCAAAUUCUUAACCAAUUUGACUACUUCUUCACCGCCGUUUUCGCCAUCGAGCUCGUGCUGAAGGUGAUCGCUUACGGAUUUAUUCUUCACAAGGGAGCUUUCUGUCGGUCGGCGUUUAAUUUGCUCGAUCUGCUGGUAGUUAGCGUCUCACUGGUAUCGAUGCUGUUCAGCUCCGGUACCAUAUCGGUGGUGAAGAUUCUUCGAGUUCUUCGGGUUCUACGGCCGCUCAGAGCGAUCAAUAGAGCAAAAGGACUGAAGCACGUGGUGCAAUGCGUCAUUGUAGCAGUCAAAACCAUCGGAAACAUUGUAUUGGUUACAUUUUUACUGCAAUUCAUGUUUGCUGUGAUCGGUGUGCAAUUGUUUAAGGGUAAAUUCUUCUCCUGUUCCGAUCGGUCGAAAUACGAAGAGUCCGAUUGUCAUGGAACCUACUUGGUGUUCGAGGAUGGAAACGUGGACAAACCGGUAUCCAAAGAAAGAGAAUGGUCCAACAAUCGGUUUCAUUUCGAUGAUGUACAGAAAGCAAUGCUCACACUUUUUACCGUGUCCACCUUCGAAGGCUGGCCGUCCCUGCUGUAUGUGUCCAUCGAUUCGCAUACGGAAAAUUUUGGCCCAAUAUACAACUAUCGGCCGCUGGUGGCGACGUACUACAUCAUCUACAUCAUCGUGAUCGCCUUCUUCAUGGUCAACAUCUUCGUUGGUUUCGUCAUCGUGACGUUCCAGAACGAGGGCGAACAGGAGUAUAAAAACUGCGACCUGGACAAGAACCAACGCAACUGCAUAGAGUUUGCGUUGAAGGCAAAGCCGGUGCGCCGGUACAUCCCGAAUGAUGAUCGGAUACAGUACCAGGUGUGGUGGUUCGUCACCUCGCAGCUGUUUGAGUACACGAUCUUCAUACUGAUCAUGAUGAACACGAUCACGCUGUCUAUGAAGUUCUAUCGCCAACCGCAGCCAUACACGGAGUGGCUUGACGUGCUGAAUCUGGUUUUCACCGCUGUGUUUGCACUGGAGUUUGUAUUCAAACUUGCCGCCUUUCGAUUUCAGAACUACUUUGGCGAUGCUUGGAACGUCUUUGAUUUCAUCAUUGUACUGGGAAGUUUUAUCGAUAUCGUUUACUCUGAAGUGACCACCAGCAGCGGCACAAAGGGAGCGUCGACGAUUAUUUCGAUCAAUUUCUUCCGACUAUUUCGCGUCAUGCGGCUCAUCAAGCUGUUAGCACGUGGCGAAGGCAUCCGCACGCUUCUGUGGACAUUCAUUAAAUCCUUUCAGGCCCUUCCCUAUGUUGCCUUGCUGAUCGUGAUGCUGUUCUUCAUCUAUGCCGUAAUAGGAAUGCAGGUUUUUGGUCGUAUUGCGUUGGACGACGAAACGGCGAUACACAGGAACAAUAAUUUCCAAACCUUUCCUCAGGCUAUUUUGGUUUUGUUUAGGUCAGCGACUGGUGAAGCCUGGCAAGACAUUAUGUUGGACUGCUCCGCGCGUGCAGAAGUUCGGUGUGAUGAAGAGUCCGAUGAAAAAAACCCUAUGGAAGGCUGCGGGUCAAACUUCGCUUUCCCGUACUUCAUCUCGUUCUACGUGCUCUGCUCGUUCCUGAUCAUCAACCUGUUCGUGGCCGUCAUCAUGGACAACUUCGACUAUCUGACGCGUGACUGGUCGAUCCUGGGUCCGCACCAUCUGGACGAGUUCGUGCGCCUCUGGAGCGAGUACGAUCCGGACGCGAAGGGGCGCAUCAAGCACCUGGACGUGGUGACGCUGCUGCGCAAGAUAUCGCCCCCACUCGGUUUCGGCAAGCUAUGUCCGCACCGGGUGGCCUGCAAACGGCUGGUGUCGAUGAACAUGCCACUCAACAGUGACGGAACAGUGCUGUUCAACGCGACCCUGUUCGCGGUGGUGCGCACCUCGCUGAAGAUCAAAACCGAGGGCAACAUCGACGACGCCAACAUCGAGCUACGGCACAUCAUCAAGCAGAUCUGGAAGCGCACGAGCAACAAGUUACUCGAUCAGGUCGUACCGCCGCCUGGCGUAGACGACGAGGUGACGGUGGGCAAGUUCUACGCCACCUACCUCAUCCAGGACUACUUCCGGCGGUUCAAAAAGCGAAAAACAGUGGAUCGUAAUUCCGAGCCAUCCUCGCACAUGACGCUGUUGGCAGGAUUGAGGAUAUUGCACAAGCGAGGGCCCAAAAUCAAACGUAAAAUUUCGGGCACCCUGCAUGAGAGUGCUUCAACGAAUAACCCCGAACCAUCGCACAGGAGAAAUCAUAACCUUUUUGGAAUAUCUUGGCCUACUUCAGCCGCGCUAAAGAAGCGUUACUUUGCCAAUGAAUCCGUUGUUCGCUCUACUCGACCGGAAAAUCGUCCGGUUCGACCUCCUCGCACCUACGCCACCCUCAACAAAGGCUUCAGAGACGUCAACAAGGCGAUACUGUACGGUUUCCGGUCGAUGCAUGAUCACAAUCCGUUAAAGGGCAAGGACGAUGGAGAUACUGGCAACGAGGGCUCGUUGAAGCCUCUAUGCUUUGGCGAAAUCUAUUCAAAGCAAACGAGCCGCGUAGUAAAUGCCAAAGAAAGUGACGCUUAAUGUUUAAAUUGACAAUAUUUUAAACUAAGCUUGUGGUGUGUGGUUUGAAAGUGUGAUAUGCGUGUGUUGUUUGGAAUUAGUUUUGACCUGCAGUUUGCAGUAAGAAAUAAACAACGUGAC
Anopheles coustani is the source of this 5484-nucleotide messenger RNA. Its product is annotated as muscle calcium channel subunit alpha-1-like. The record is from RefSeq and is a predicted model, not a curated record. Gene Ontology annotation, biological process: calcium ion import across plasma membrane. Bases 1 to 5364 code for a protein of 1787 amino acids. Gene Ontology annotation, molecular function: high voltage-gated calcium channel activity. The transcript is spliced from 25 exons. Gene Ontology annotation, cellular component: membrane; voltage-gated calcium channel complex. Lineage: Eukaryota; Metazoa; Arthropoda; Insecta; Diptera; Culicidae.